This is a messenger RNA of Aplysia californica (California sea hare), 526 nucleotides long. RefSeq lists its product as uncharacterized. The record is from RefSeq and is a predicted model, not a curated record. Lineage: Eukaryota; Metazoa; Mollusca; Gastropoda; Aplysiida; Aplysiidae.
AACACAAAGUGGCACAACUGCACAAAGUUCACAUCUCCGGCAUCUCGCCCUUCACCAUGAGCGACCCCGAGAACUUCCGCUCCUCCCUCACCCUCGACGUCAACGCCAUCAUCGAUGACGUCAUCGUGAACGGCGCAGCAGACCCGGGGAGCUACUACGACAACAGCACGGACAGCGAGUUCCCGCUCUUCAUCGACUUCUUCCCCAAUAGACCCAGGAACGUCUACAACCCCCCUUCCUGCAUAAAUCUGGUCAAGAGAGGGUCUUCCGUCAUCCGCAUGGCCAACGACAAGUGCACGGACAGCGGCAGGUACCUGUGUGAGGUCACGGUCACUAGGGAGACGCACUGAGGUCAGUUGUGUCAAGGUCAUCAGCUGGGAGAGCUCGGUGACCCUCCGGUCAAGGUCAGGGUGGCAUGAGAGACUUGGAGAUAAUGAUAUUAAUAAUAAAGUCCUAUGUACAUGAGCAUCUCCUUGAAUACAGCGUGGGUACGGUCAUUAUUUGAUCAUACCAGCCUCUGGCUCUU